Messenger RNA from Dermochelys coriacea (leatherback sea turtle), 3413 nucleotides. Its product is annotated as probable G-protein coupled receptor 83. The coding region runs from base 601 to 1866 and encodes 421 amino acids. Gene Ontology annotation, cellular component: membrane. NCBI's taxonomy places the organism in Eukaryota, Metazoa, Chordata, Testudines, Dermochelyidae. Gene Ontology annotation, molecular function: neuropeptide Y receptor activity. Gene Ontology annotation, biological process: neuropeptide signaling pathway. The transcript has 4 exons. The record is from RefSeq and is a predicted model, not a curated record.
AACUCUGCAGUUGCCGCGGGCUCCCGGCUCCCGGCCGUCUGUGGGGCUGUAAAAUCCACCUCAGGGGCAAGUCGGGAGGGAGAGACCGACCCCAUUGGCUAUCGCCCGUGCGGCAUGUCAUCCCGCCUGCUGCAUAUAACCGGGAAAGCGCGGGCCACUCAGCCCCGGGCAAUGCCCGCCGCCUCCAGUGCGGAGCGGAGGGAUGCCUGCAAGGACUGAUAGAAGCGGGAAGGGCUGCCCUGGCCCCUGGCAUCGGGGGUCUUCUCCAGGGCAGACAUUGCAUCCAAGAAACAGCGUGGGAGACUCACAUGUGACCGGCUAAUGGGCUAUGUGAAAAAGCAAGGGAGCAAAUGGCGCGGGCAGCUUGUGGCAAAGAAGCAGAAAAGCCCCCAAAGGAGCGAAGCAGCCCAGCUGGAGGUAGAAACCCGGAGCUCCUAAGCCCGGAGACGAAGUGACCGAGACUCGGCCUUGCUUGCCGCGGUCAAACAAGCCCCGGGCUUCUCGCCCCGGCUCCCAUCUCCGGGCUGCCCUGCCACGCGGAGGAGGGGGCCGGAGGGGAAUCGCUCCCCUCCACGGGCACUUCGCCGCGGCUUCGAAGCCAUGAGCCGCCACGUGUGGUUCCCCUUGCAGUACAUCUCCAAACCCUACCGCCGGGCACAGGACCGCAAUGGCUCCGACUUCUUCUCCGCCCUCUACGGCUUCCCCAACCGAUCCUCCUUCUUCCACGGCGACUUGGACCUGGACGACAUGGGGGACUUCGACAGGGGCACCCGGUACGAAGGCGAGUCCCAGAGCCGGACGGUGAAGGCGCUGCUCAUCGCCGCCUAUUCGGUGAUCAUCGGCAUCUCGCUCUUCGGCAAUAUCCUGGUCUGCCACGUGGUGAUCAAGAACAGGAGGAUGCAUUCGGCCACCAGCCUCUUCAUUGUCAACCUGGCCAUCGCGGACAUCAUGAUCACCCUCCUGAACACGCCGUUCACACUGGUGCGAUUUGUAAGCAGUACCUGGGUCUUCGGAAAGCUGAUGUGUCACAUAAGCCGGUUUGUCCAGUACUGUUCUGUCCAUGUUUCUGUGCUUACCCUUGCAGCCAUUGCACUGGAUCGACACCAGGUUAUAAUGCACCCUUUGAAACCCCGGAUGUCAAUUGCUAAAGGAGGAAUUUGCAUCAUUAUAAUCUGGGUUAUGGCCAGCUGCUUCUCCCUUCCCCAUGCCAUCUACCAGAAUCUAGCAAGAUUUUAUAUUGGGAACAGAACUAUACGAAUGGUCUGUCUCCCCAGCUUCCCUCCUCCUGCUGAUCUCUUCUGGAAGUACCUGGACUUGACUACUUUUGUACUCUUGUAUGUCCUGCCCUUGCUUGUGAUCUCCAUCACGUAUACAAUGGUAGCCAAGAAGCUCUGGCUAAGGAAUGCCAUUGGAGACAUCACCAUGGAGCAAUACUUUGCCCAUCAGCGGAAGAAGAAGAUGACACUGAAGAUGUUGAUGGUGGUGUUGGUGGUUUUUGCUGUCUGCUGGUUCCCACUGAACUGCUACUUGCUGCUCAUCUCCAGCAAGGCCAUCCACAGCAACAAUGCUCUGUACUUUGCUUUCCACUGGUUCGCCAUGAGCAGCACCUGCUACAAUCCCUUCAUUUACUGCUGGCUCAAUGAGAGCUUCCGCUCUGAGCUCAAGUCCCUGUUGUGUGUGUGCCGGCGAAAGAAUGCAGCCCAGAGCCACGCACUGCAGUCCAUCUCUCCUCCUUUCAGGCAUGCCUGGGCUGAGAAUUGUCAUUAUAAAAGGGACAGCUGCUCUCAGAAAGCAAGAACACCUUCCCAAAGAAACUCUGCAAAGACAGACAUAUCCAGUGUCCAGCCAAUUGUGACAGGGAGCUAAACCACUGAACUGAUAGUCAAUAGAUCUCCCUGGGUCCUGAAUCUAGAAAACUGGAUAUUAAUUUAUUUGUAUUAAAUUACAAUCACAAUCAGGAGCAACUCCACAGACUGGGUAAUGGGAUAUAGAGCCUUUAAACUUAGGAGAAAGAUGACCGAAUUACUACUAUAUAUAUUUUGGGGUGACAGUUUAUUUUAUGUAGAAAAUGAACAAACUAAAUUGAUUUAAUACUUUUGAUUUAAUAAUAAUUUAUUCAAGACUGAUUUGUAACUUUUACAACCACUUUUGGAUUUGUGACCCAGGGACUUUGCCUGCUAUUUGAACGGUAGGCACAUCCAGUAUAUUAUGUUUGUCCCUCAAAAAAUAAUCUUAAAUCAAGACAAUCGAUUAUUCUGAACUGUUUAUUCCUUCACCACAGACAAUAAUGCUUCUCAGUAUCAUUUAAGAUGAUCUUAAAAAUCAAAUGAGAACACAAGCUAGGUGUAUACAAAAUACACCAAGAAUAAAUCAAAUACAGUUCCUUUGGUCAUAAAGAUUAUUAGUAGCUGCAACAAAAUACAAAUGAAAAUUUAUCUUGCAAUCUGAUAUAGCAAAAGUGUCUCCAGUGAGGUAAUUUACAAGAAUUAAGGAACUGAUGAAACUGACUCCUAUCUAUAGUCGCACACAGUUUAAUAUGUGCUCUCAAGAUUAAACACAUGCAAAUAAGACUUCUGAGUCUCAGUCGAGUACAGGACUUAUAUCAACACGUAAAAGGAAACUGUUUGAGGAUUUCUCAAUUUUUCUACUCUGCCAGGUUUUUCUAUUCUCCACACACAAAAAUAUAAUUUUUUUGUUCAAAAGUUCAUAGCAUAUUUCAUUUCAUGAGGCCUUUCAUACCUACAACCACUAAGUCACCUAUUUGACUCUAAUACAGGUUAGUAGUGAGUCAAAGUCAUUGCCUUUUAACAGCUUUUCACUGGCCUAUGUGAAAUGAGCUGGUGAUCUCAGUAAAGUUCCCAAUAGACAGGUGUCCACAAUACAGAGUCUACCACUGCAAUUGGCAAUCUUGUCAGAGUCAACAGAGAGCCCAGAGAGUGAAAGGGUUAUGGAGUCUAAACUCUCUCUCUCUCUCUCACCCUUCUAGAUUAUGGUUGAAGUGCUUUUACCAAGGUGUCUGUGAAGAAUAUGGAGGAAUUUACAUUUCUGUUAUCCAAUUUGUACCUGCUCUUUGGAUAAAUAUCAGACUUUACAGCCUCCAAGACUAUAUCAAUCUAGCACUUCUCACCUCUAUCAAUUUGCUAAGGAAACCAAUAUUGUGGUUUAUUAUUGUUACUAAUUGGGGUUUUUCCUAAAUCAGAUUAAAAUUAUUUACAGGUAUAGCUUUAGUAUUUUGAUUUUUAUAAAGGCACUUCAAAGGUGUAUCUGAACUAUUCAUAGCUUGGCUAGUAAACAUCAGAACUCUGGUGGGCCUUUGACUGUCUGUCAUCCAAAUGUCAUUUUCCACAAUUAUCAGAGGGGUAGCCGUGUUAGUCUGGAUCUGUGAAAAUGGCAAAGAGUCCUGUGGCACCUUA